Molecule: messenger RNA, 351 nt
Organism: Ostertagia ostertagi
Lineage: Eukaryota; Metazoa; Nematoda; Chromadorea; Rhabditida; Trichostrongylidae
Source: the annotation of a GenBank genome assembly
AUGCGGAUGCUCCUGAAUUUACUGUUUUACUUCAGAUAUGGAAACAGCUACACGAUAUCGAUGGUGGCGCCCGGACUGGAAUUUCGCGAUGCGGUCAUUGACGCGGUGGCGAGGGCUUUUCCCAGGGCUGUUUUGAAGACUCCUAAAGGAAGCCUCACGCUCAGCUUGAAGUGGCAGAUUCCGAAAUCCGAAACGGAUCGAUGGUCGUCGCUCUUCCGUGACGUCCAAACAUUGGCCGCAUCACUGCGAGUUGUUGAUUUUUGUGUAACGCAGUCCUCUCUUGAAGAGACUUUCCUAAGGCUCUCACUGGAGAGCGAAGAAGACGACACCUCGAGCAGCUUGACCCGAUGA